Messenger RNA from Aspergillus calidoustus, 1170 nucleotides. The record is from the annotation of a GenBank genome assembly. Lineage: Eukaryota; Fungi; Ascomycota; Eurotiomycetes; Eurotiales; Aspergillaceae.
AUGCCAGGAAAUCCGCGGAGACGACAGUCGCUCGCAACGAUCCCUCCCGAGCUUCAGCUCGCGAUCAUUGAGUAUCUAGACGCGCAAGGCAAAGCCGCCCUGCUCGACAGCGAUCUCCUCUCCCCAAAUCUCAUUAUCUGCGAAAGUACGCUUGAUGAGUGCGACUGGUGUGGCCACACUCUCCUCCACGCAGCUGCAGAACGAAACUAUACCAAAGCAGCGAAGCUUCUCCUCGCCGCUGGCGCCUCACCCAGCCCCAAAAGCAAAGCCGACAACGACGGCAGCGCAACACCACUCGUGCUAGCCUCACAGAACGGACACCUGCCCAUCCUCCACAUCCUCCUGGACUACGGCGCAAACCCCAACGAAUGUAGCCACAGCGACGCAAGCUGCCUUCACCUCGCCUGUGACGAGGGCCACACACACAUCGUCGAAGCGCUCCUUGACCACGACGCCGACGUCAAUUCACUCAGCUUCGAUAUUGGGGCUCCGCUCCAUGUCGCAGUUGCAGCUAGACGUGCUGACAUUGUCCGCAUCCUACUCGCCAACGGAGCGAAAGUGAACAUCAUGCGCCGGCACAUGUCCGGUAUGACAGCGCUACACACAGCAGCUGCAAAUGGGGACGUUGCGUGUGUCCGGCUCCUUUUAGACGCAGGCGCGAUAGCGACAUAUGAACCUGCGCCCGAAAACCCAGGGUGGUUCAUCCGCCCGCCCAGUCUGCAUGAAAUUGCAGCGGGCCCGCAUUACAUUGCCGCGUGGACCUGGAUCGACCGCGGCUCACGAACAUGGACAGCGCCUCCUUUGGUCUGGAAAGAAGGCGAGAAGGAUGCGUACACGGAGGUUUUGCGGUUACUCUGCGAGGCUGGCGGGGAUGUGUCGGCAGAAGUCGCGGGGCAUGAGGGUACAACACCGCUGCAUCUUGCUGUUGUUGUGAGGAAUUGCGCGGCAGUGGAGGUCCUGUUGGGUGAGGGUGCGAAUGUCAGUGCGAGGACUAGCAAGGGACAGUCGGCUCUCUCGUUUGCGAGAUUGUUGGGGUAUGAGGAUAUUGCCGAAGUUUUGGAACGGGCUUUGGUGGCGAGGCCGGAGAGGAGGAGGAUGCCGAUCGUCGGGCCGAAGCCUACGAUAGAGGCAGUAGAGAUGGAUGUACGGGGCUGUGAAGAGUUAUCGUAA